This is a messenger RNA of Hydatigera taeniaeformis, 2142 nucleotides long. The record is from the annotation of a GenBank genome assembly. Lineage: Eukaryota; Metazoa; Platyhelminthes; Cestoda; Cyclophyllidea; Taeniidae.
AUGCGCGACAAAAGAAAAACCCCCUUUUUAAUAGACGGUUUCAAGUUUGACCUACGACUAUACGUACUGGUAACGUCGAUAGUGCCGCUGAGAGUGUUCAUGUUCAAGGACGGCUUGGCGCGAUUCACUACACAGCCUUACCGAGAGCCCACAGCGGCAAACGUGGGAAACGUUUUUAUGCAUCUUACCAACUACGCCAUCCAGAAGCAUUCCAAUAAUUUUGUUCGUGAGGACGAAGAGGCUGGUACCAAGCGGCGUAUCACCACCGUCAACUGCUGGCUCAUUGAGCACGGCUACGACGUCGAUAAGAUCUGGCACGACAUUGACGACGUGAUCCUCAAGGUACUGAUGUCAGGCUUACCCGUGUUAAGGCACAACUACAGGACCUGCUUUCCCAACCACAUCGAGACAUCCGCAUGCUUUGAAAUCCUCGGUUUCGACAUCAUGCUUGAUCGUAAAAUGCGACCAUAUGUCAUUGAAGUGAAUCAUUCGCCGAGCUUUCAUACGGACAGUCAAUUGGACAAGGAGAUUAAGGAGGCUCUCAUCUGGGACACUCUGAAGCUAGCCAAUUUUGAAGCAGUUGAUAGGAAGAAGUGUAUCGAGGAGGACAAACGGCGCAUUCGACAACGAUUGUUGAGACGGAACUUUGGGAAGGCCUCCCGGGAAGACGUGAAUGCGGAAAUGGAGAGGUGGGCCGCCAAAGCUCUAGAGUACGAGAAUGAGCACUUGGGGAACUUUCGUCGAAUCUACCCCUCCAAAAACAACGAACAGUAUGAAAAAUUUAUCAACAGCACUACCACUCUCUUCACCGAGACUGCUACCUUCAAGGCACGCAUGCAACACUCCAGACAGUUGCGCGAGGAGAUUCGCGAACGAAGAGACAGGUUAGAAUCCAUUUUUAGGCCCCGACAAAAUCGCUUGCGACCAGAGAGUCCGGGACGGACACUGACAGUGAGUGGGAUACGUCGACGCACCUCGAAAAGCCGAGGGGGAACGUUGGGGGCCAUGGAAAGGACACAAGGAGACCUUAUGGGGUCCUCUCCGCGUGGUGAGUCGAGGAGAGAUGUUUCGCCACAGCAUCCGCAAGUGACACCGCCUCCACUCCUCAACUCCCUCAAGGCUACGCGCAUUGACGAGGCGGAGGAGCACGAGCGCUGCCUAGCCAUGGAGAAACGUGCUGUGUUACUCCGCAGUCUUGGAGUGGUAGAUGCCGUAUACAGACUCCUCUCCGGUAGUCCCGGCGUCGAGCCCUCCAGUGGGCUGCCUAAAAAGAUGAUCAUCACAGAGCGCGAAAAAACACGCCAACAGUCAUUGGCUAAGCCCAUUGAGAUUAUACUUCCUCAGUUUCCAAAUUCCUCAGCGAGUAACGAGCACUCUCAACAUCUUAUUCCAUUGUCUACAAAUUUGCGAAUAGAUGUACAAUCCUCAAGGGAAAAUCGGAAACCUGGACUGCGUCUGAGGGUUCGACAAUCGAACAAUUCGCGCUCUAAUGUUCCAAGCAAACCAAUGCGUCGUGCCAUUCCCAUCAGCUUGAGCGAGCUAGUGAUGCCACGUAACCUUCCAAUUCUGGGGAAGGGUUGCGUACAUCCAAAGUUGGAGCGCGAGUGCCUAUUAGAGGUUCAGGAAAGCGCCGAGGAUCACCUUGAUACCCUACCUCCAGGGGUAGCGCUCUCCUCUCUCGGCCUGCACCUCCGCGAUGCACUCUACCCUCUGCCAUCCCAUACAUCUCAGUUACCAUUGCGACCGCCAUCAUCAUUCUCCAUGCUCUCUGGGGAACCAGCAGUGGGGGCGCGAAUGCGCAACACUACUCGCUGUGAGGUAACGCACCCCGGUGUCGCACGUUCCUCCGUUGUAUCUGCUGCCGCCUCCUCUGCCCUCACUCAGUGGACCAAACAAUCCCGACCUGGAGCCUUCUUUCCCUACGGCGCCACACAGUCGCAACAUCAAGCCUUCUUCUCUGUCAACAGUCAAAACUCACCCGUAUUCGGAGAAGGCCUGUGCUUGAAUGGAGGUGACAAAGUUUAUUCGAAUUUCUAUUGCGAUACAAAUGUUUAUACAAUUGUACUAUCAUUAGUACCUACAGUUCCGAAUGGUGCGUUGUCGUCUAUUCGAUAUAAAGUUCGUCAAAAAAUUGAGUUAUAG